This is a messenger RNA of Didymosphaeria variabile, 969 nucleotides long. RefSeq names its product mitochondrial thiamine pyrophosphate transporter (gene TPC1). The transcript has 3 exons. Gene Ontology annotation, molecular function: thiamine transmembrane transporter activity. Gene Ontology annotation, biological process: thiamine pyrophosphate transmembrane transport. The record is from RefSeq and is a predicted model, not a curated record. Gene Ontology annotation, cellular component: mitochondrial inner membrane. The coding region runs from base 1 to 969 and encodes 322 amino acids. NCBI's taxonomy places the organism in Eukaryota, Fungi, Ascomycota, Dothideomycetes, Pleosporales, Didymosphaeriaceae.
AUGUCUGGGGAGGUCGCUCAGCUCAAGCAUGAGGGCUCACAGCUGCAAGUCGUGGCCGCGGGCGCUAUUGCGGGCCUCGUCUCACGCUUCGUGAUCGCACCUCUCGACGUCAUCAAGAUCCGCCUCCAGCUCCAGGUCCACUCGCUGUCCGACCCUCUGAGCACCCGCGGUGUUCAAGGACCUACAUAUAAAGGAACCCUCGGAACGCUUAAAUACAUCCUCCGCGAGGAAGGACUCACGGGGCUAUGGAAGGGCAACGUUCCGGCAGAGCUCAUGUACCUCUGCUAUGGCGGCAUACAGUUCUCUGCCUACAAGUACAGUUCGACUCUCCUUGAGUCCAUUCCAGCCCCUUAUGAGCUCCAUGGCUCAGCAGUCUCCUUCAUCAGCGGAGCAACGGCGGGCGCAUGCGCGACCACGGCGACAUACCCCCUCGACCUGCUACGGACGCGAUUUGCAGCGCAGGGAACAGAGCGCGUCUACACGUCUCUCGCUGCGUCGAUAAGGCACAUUGCACAACACGAAGGUCCCAAGGGCUUCUUCCGCGGACUGGGCGCUGGCGUCAGCCAGAUCGUGCCCUACAUGGGUCUCUUCUUCGCCAGCUACGAAGGCUUGAAGCCUGUCAUGGCGAACUCGCCCCUUGCCCUUCCGUUCGGAGGCUCGGAUGGUCUUUCCGGGAUCAUCGCCAGCGUGUUUGCCAAAACCGCCGUCUACCCACUCGACACUACACGAAAGCGACUACAAGUCCAGGGCCCGAUGCGAUCUAAAUUCGUCCACCGCAACAUACCCAUGUACUCGGGCGUUAUCAGCACACUGGUGACCAUAUCGAAGCGCGAAGGAAUGCGAGGAUUGUAUCGGGGGCUGACAGUGAGCUUGCUAAAGGCGGCGCCGGCAGCUUCGGUGACCAUGUGGACGUAUGAGAGAGCCAUAGCCGGCAUGUUGAUGCUGGAGGAUGGACGACGGGCCGAAUAA